UGCAUUAAUACCAUUCUGUUUGCAUCGUGAUCUUCAUCUUCAUCAUCACCAUCAUCAUCAGCAGUCAUGUUCUCUCGUUCUCUCCUGCUGGUUCUGCUGGUUCUUGUCUGCCUUCAGUCCUUCACAUCGGCCGAGAGUGCGGAUGAACCAACGAAAUGCUGUUUCAGUCACCACAAGAAAAGAACCCCUGCAAAUAUCAUUACAGCGUAUAAAGUAACACACAUAAAGUGUAGAAAACCUGGAGUCAUCUUUACUCUAAAGAUAGGCAAAGAGAUGUGUGCACAUCCUGAAGACGAGUGGGUGAAGAGGGUCAUGGAACUAAUUGACCAGCGCAAGUUUACAACCACUGACGCCGUGAACACUCAUCAGAAAACGAGUGGGUGAAGAGGGUCAUAGAAACAAAUUGACGAGCGAGUUUAAAAACCUGUCCUGAUCUCAGCUAUAAUGUUUAAAUCCUCUCUCCAGUUAUAACCAAUUAUUUUGAUUAAUAUUAAACAAAAUGCACUAUUUAUGCAUUUAAACAGAAGGAAUGAAGUUUUUCACUGUAUAUCCGAUUUGAAAAAAAAAAAAAACUUUUGCUUUAAUUCGUCUCGCAGUGUUUAUCUGAAUUGAACCACAGGCAGUGGGGAUUAGUUUUAUUUUCAGAAAUAUUAAAGGACAUUUUCUAUCACA
Neoarius graeffei (lesser salmon catfish) is the source of this 672-nucleotide messenger RNA. RefSeq names its product C-C motif chemokine 3-like. NCBI's taxonomy places the organism in Eukaryota, Metazoa, Chordata, Actinopteri, Siluriformes, Ariidae. The transcript has 3 exons. Gene Ontology annotation, molecular function: CCR chemokine receptor binding; chemokine activity. The record is from RefSeq and is a predicted model, not a curated record. Gene Ontology annotation, biological process: chemokine-mediated signaling pathway; cellular response to type II interferon; positive regulation of ERK1 and ERK2 cascade. Gene Ontology annotation, cellular component: extracellular region. The coding region runs from base 67 to 384 and encodes 105 amino acids.